AUGGAACGGCAGUAUCUCAAUCUACAAAUUCCACCACCGGACACUGCGUUCGGGCUAAUGGCCGACUUUGAGGCAGACCCUCACCCGCACAAAGUAUCUCUCGUUGCCGGUGCAUAUCGCGAUGAAAAUGGAAAACCAUGGGUCCUGCCCAGCGUACGAAAGGCAAAAGUCCAGCUUAGCGAAGCCUCGCACGAAUACCUAGGGAUAGAAGGGUCACCCAGGUUCCUCAGCCUAGCAAAACAUCUCAUCUUCGGACCUCUGACCUCCAGACUGACUACCAAUUUUGCCUCAAUCCAAACAGUCUCCGGCACAGGGGCAAACCAUCUUGCCGCUGCAUUCCUGGCCCGCUACCUGCAGCCAAAGCGCGUAUUUAUCCCUUCCCCCACAUGGAUCAAUCACCGCUCCAUUUGGGAGAUGGCUGGUGUAGAGGUUACCGAGUAUCCAUACUACUCCCCUGCCACAAAGGAGGUUGACAUGGAGGGCAUGCUAGCUGCCCUAAGUCGCGCCGAGCGAAACGACGUCAUCGUCUUGCAGGCCUGUGCACAUAAUCCUACUGGAGUGGACUUGACAAAGUCCCAGUGGGUACAGGUCGCAGAUUUAAUGUGCGAAAAGAGAUUGUUUACCGUUUUCGACAGCGCCUAUCAGGGCUUCGCGACUGGGGACGUCGACGAGGAUGCAUGGGCGGUUCGCCAGUUCACAGAGAUGGUCUUGGAUUCCAACACCUAUCCCGGUCUUUGUGUAGCUCAGUCGUUUUCGAAGAACUUUGGAUUGUAUGGUGAGCGUGUUGGCGCGUUGCAUCUAGUUGUUCCGCUGCAUCUGUCGGCGCAGGGAGCGCGUGGUGAACUUAUGGCCAUUGCACGCGUGGAAUACUCAAACCCGCCGCGGUUUGGGCCGAGUAUUGUUGAGACUGUCCUUGGGGGUCCAGAACUACGAGCUCAGUGGGAAGCGGAUUUGGAUACCAUGAGCUCGCGCAUUCGCAGGAUGAGACGGGAAUUGAGGCAAAGGUUGGAGAAGGAGACGGGGAAGGAUUGGUCGUAUGUUGAGAGGCAGAUUGGUAUGUUUAGUUAUACUGGCCUGGGCAAAGACCAUGUUGCGAGACUGAGAGACGAGUUCCAUGUCUAUCUGUUGCCGUCUGGGCGGCUCAGUGUCUGUGGGUUGAAUGAUGGGAAUGUGCAGUACGUCGCGCACGCUAUUAGCCAAGUCAUGAAGGAUUAA
Messenger RNA from Aspergillus puulaauensis, 1215 nucleotides. RefSeq names its product putative secondary metabolism biosynthetic enzyme. The record is from RefSeq and is a predicted model, not a curated record. NCBI's taxonomy places the organism in Eukaryota, Fungi, Ascomycota, Eurotiomycetes, Eurotiales, Aspergillaceae. Gene Ontology annotation, molecular function: L-aspartate:2-oxoglutarate transaminase activity; pyridoxal phosphate binding. Gene Ontology annotation, cellular component: cytosol. The coding region runs from base 1 to 1215 and encodes 404 amino acids. Gene Ontology annotation, biological process: L-aspartate biosynthetic process. The transcript is spliced from 2 exons.